UCCGGCUCGCUUUAAGAGCGCGUCUCUAGGCUGGAGCCUGCAGCUUGACCUGUGAUCUUGGAUUGCACCUUUGAGCAGGCAUCCACUCUCCACUUACAGAAAGUUGGGAGAACGUGAAUUUGGAGUGAUCUGGGGACAAGUGGCAGCUGGCCCAGGUCUCUCCUUACCCGAGCUCAUCCUGCACAGCCUCCCCUGUUCUUCCCAUCCCAACACCCCAUCUGCUUGAUCGGUUUUUCUUUCCCGGGUUCCCCUGCCCACUUGGGGCCAGCUCUGUUUUCUCCUUCCUUAUCCCAUUCUCCCUCCUCUCUUGAUCCCUGUCCUUGACAUUGUUAUCUCCUGCUUUCAAGCCUUCUCCCUAUCAUUCCCAUCUUUCUCUUCUUAAACUUUCACCUCGAUACUUCAUUCACACCUUCCCUCCAUUUCUCCCACCCCCAGCAAACCUUGACCAUGGAUUUGGAGCCUUCCUGGACUGCCAUACCCAACCCUGGGGGCACCCUUUCUGCCCCCAAUGCCACAACACCCUGGCUGGGCCGGGAUGAGGAGCUGGCCAAGGUGGAGAUUGGCAUCCUGGCUACCGUCCUGGUGCUGGCCACAGGGGGCAACCUGGCUGUGCUGCUGACCCUGGGCCAGCCAGGCCGCAAGCGCUCCCGCAUGCACCUGUUUGUGCUGCACCUGGCCCUGACUGACCUGGGUGUGGCACUCUUCCAGGUGCUGCCCCAGCUGCUCUGGGACAUCACCUACCGCUUCCAGGGUCCUGACCUCCUCUGCCGGGCUGUCAAGUACCUGCAGGUGCUCAGCAUGUUUGCCUCCACCUACAUGCUGCUGGCCAUGACAGUGGACCGAUACCUGGCCGUCUGUCAUCCUCUGCGCAGCCUCCAGCAGCCCAGCCAGUCCACUUACCCUCUCAUCGCGGCUCCCUGGCUGCUGGCUGCCAUCCUUAGCCUCCCCCAAGUCUUCAUUUUCUCUUUGCGGGAGGUGAUCCAGGGCACAGGGGUGCUGGACUGCUGGGCUGAUUUCCGCUUCUCCUGGGGGCCACGGGCCUACAUCACCUGGACUACUCUGGCCAUCUUUGUCCUGCCUGUGGCCAUACUUACAGCCUGCUAUAGCCUCAUUUGCCAUGAGAUCUGUAAGAACCUAAAAGUCAAGACACAGGCUGGGAGGGUGGAAGCAGGGGGCUGGAGGACUUGGAACAAGCCUUCACCUUCUGCCCCAGCUGCGGCCAAGCGGGGGCUACCAUCUCGGGUCAGCAGCAUCAGCACCAUCUCUCGGGCCAAGAUCCGAACGGUGAAGAUGACCUUCAUCAUCGUGCUGGCCUACAUCGCUUGCUGGGCACCCUUCUUCAGUGUCCAGAUGUGGUCUGUGUGGGAUGAGGAUGCCCCUGAUGAAGAUUCCACCAACGUGGCCUUUACCAUCUCCAUGCUUUUGGGCAACAUCAGCAGCUGCUGCAACCCCUGGAUCUACAUGGGCUUCAAUAGUCACCUGUUACCACGCCCCCUGCGUCAUCUUGCCUGUUGUGGGGGAGGCCGGCCCCGCAUGCGCAGACAGCUCUCCAGCAGCAGUCUCUCCAGCCGCCGCACCACCCUGCUGACCCGCUCCAGCUGCCCACCCACCCUCAGCCUCAGCCUCAGUUCGAGGCCAGGGCCGGCAGAGUCACUGAAGGAUUUAGAGCAGGCAGACGGGGAAGCCACCACUGAGACCAGCAUCUUUUAGAGAAGACUUGUUGGAUGGAGCCUGCGACUGCCCCCAGGGCUAGCAGUGGAGGAUCUCUGCCCAUCUCAGGCACUGGGUGUAAGAGCUGGGAGGUCAGGGUUAGCGUUCCCUGGAACCCAAUUUGAGGCAGAGCGAAGAGGCCAGAAUAACAGCCCUUAAGAUGAAGCCUGUCCUCCUUAGCUCCCAAUCUCAUGGUGACAGUCAGGCAGAAUCAAAUGGCCUGCUUCCUGGUGGCCAUACUCACAGGGUGUCUUGGAACACACCCACAGGGUGGAGGUGGUGCCCCAGAUCUGGGGGGGGGCACUGUCUGAGGGUCCCCAGGUGGCAAGAACUCAGAAGCUGGUCUCAUGCCUUAGCUACCUGUCCCCAUUCUAACCUGACUUGCACGUCCCAGCCCAACCCCAGGGCGCAGGGAGUGAAAAACUCUAAGGACCUACUUGGAUCCUGAAUUUUCUUUUUCUUUUUUUUUUUUUGUAUAGGGCAUAUAGUUUCAUGAAGCAAGGUGAAUGUGUAUUCAGCCUUCACCUGCCAUGCCCUCUUGUUUGUGGAAGGGAGAUGCAGGAUUGGUACAGCGUCUGCUACCCAGUAGGAACUCUGCAAAUGUCAGUUCCUUUUCCCCCCAUAUCCUCCUCCAUGGGAUGGGUGGCAGGGGGAGUAUUGUGUGUCCUUAGUGGUAGAGCCUAACCUGGGUGAGUCGGGGAAGAAAGAGAGGAAAGGAUGAGAUGAAAAUGGUCACAGUGAAAUUAAGAGCAGGAAUAAACCUCAGAGGCUGCAGGGGCAGGUUUCCCUCCCUCUUCUCCCCAAGAGGUUCCUGCUACUCCUUCCUCUGGGUCUGCAUGGAGGAGAUGUCUUUAAGGAGGAGUGUGUGACCACAAUUCUGGAAUAAUCCUUGAGGUUCUGCGGAGCUUCCAGUAAAAAUUGAAUGGAUGUGGGGAUGGAGUCAGGAGCCCAGGAUUCUCAUCUCGGCUCUGCCUUGGAAAGUCACCUCCCUCUCGGGGUCUCUGCUUCCUCACCUGUUGAACAGGUGAGAUGGUCUCUAAGGUCUUUCUCAGCUCUAAGCUUCUCUGACUUUGCAAGACUGGAAGUGGUGUCAUAAGAGAUGACGCAAAGGGCAUCUAACUCCCAAGCUCUAGGAGAACUCUUGAGUUUUCACCGCAGUGACAUUUACACUCUUUUAACAGUUCUGGUGACUCUGGGUUCUGCCACGGCGAUGCUGCCCACUUUGUCUUCAGUUCUGCGAUGCUGAAUCCUUCUCCAAGGCCAGGAGAGACAGCAGGGCAGGUGGAAUCUGAGACUCUGCCCUGCUCCUCCUUAUCUCCAGGGGGAUUUACAUCACGGGGUAGUUUCCUCACCCCAGCUGUCAUUCUAAGAGACAGCCUGGAUGGUAGAAGGAGCAUCAGCUGAAAGGUCAGCAGGGAUGGGUCUUGGUUCUGCUGCCACCAAUGACCAACAUCAGUAAAAUGCUGGUAACCUUGCCACCUCAGUUAUGAGGGACAGACAGUCCUUUGGAUGUAAAUGAAGUUUGUAAAUGAGUUUGACUCAAGUUCCUUCCUCAUUUACUCUUUGCCUUCAGUAGCACCCCUUCUUACCACUAUUGUAUUUUCUGUUUGGCACUGAACAAGGGAAAUGGGCUUUUGGGGAUGGCUUUGGGACCCCCCCGCUGUUCCUCCAUGGGAAAGUUGUUUUUGAUCUUUUCCCAAAAGCAGGUUCUUUCUUAUUAAAAACCAAUGGAGAACAACCAGCCACUGGGUCUCAGGGUCCCAUUCCAGAAAGCUUUGGAGGAAAUGGUGGGUCUUGUCUGGAUCUAUGAAUGACAGCUUUUCAGGACCUGUAGGAAGCUCUCAUGGACAGACUGGAUGAGUCUUAGAUGGGACACAAAGUGGCAGGAAACAAGAAGGGGGUUCUCUGCCGUCAAUCCCAUUCCUAACCGCUAAGCCCAGGAGAAACUGAACAGCACUGUCUCUGGGUGGGACACUUGUGUCAAAUGUUGAUGCCAUUCUGUGGACUGGGAAAUACAGUACCUCAGUCCCUUAAAGCCUUCUCAGGAGCAGGAGGUGAGGGACAGGCAGGGAUGAGAGGAUGGCAGGUAGGGCACUGAUCAAUUGACUAUGGGGAUUCUUCAGAUUGGCUUUUCCCAUAGUUUGGUACCAGCCAGUAACUUCCCAGAUGACCAUGUCUAUGUUUUGUAUAUAAAUAGGCCUUUUAUCUAUCAAAGGGCUAUAAAUUCAGCCUAGGCUAUAGCAGUUCAUUCCUAGGUCUGAAACCCAGAGAAGGUUGAAAUCCACUAAUAAAACCCUUUAAUAUACAGGA
Ictidomys tridecemlineatus (thirteen-lined ground squirrel) is the source of this 4020-nucleotide messenger RNA. It is a transcript of the gene Avpr1b, whose product is annotated as arginine vasopressin receptor 1B. Gene Ontology annotation, molecular function: vasopressin receptor activity; peptide binding. Gene Ontology annotation, biological process: G protein-coupled receptor signaling pathway; cellular response to hormone stimulus; regulation of systemic arterial blood pressure by vasopressin. NCBI's taxonomy places the organism in Eukaryota, Metazoa, Chordata, Mammalia, Rodentia, Sciuridae. The record is from RefSeq and is a predicted model, not a curated record. Gene Ontology annotation, cellular component: plasma membrane.